AUGUCCGCGCGGCGUCUUUUUACACGAGGUAUUCCGGUUGCGACAAUGGCUAUUGCCGUAUGUAUUGUAAUUUUUUUGAUAUUUCCCGCGUCCUCGUUGCGACCGCUUCCUGUCGCGGCGGAGGGAGAGGAGGUGGAGCGGCACUGCCCCCGUUGCCCUAUCUGCUCCGCCCGUGGCACACCGUUUUUCUUAAGGCUGCGUUAUUGCGUCUUGACUUCGCUUCCUGCGGUCUUGGUGAAGCGGGAGUUCUCCGUUGAAAAGGAUGAGAAAUUGCGUCAUCGCGUCAUGGAGGAUGUGAAGGAACUUCUUCUUACACGACUUGUGGGACAAGAACAUUUGAAGGGUGUCAUUCUAGAGGCGGUAAGGCGCAAGUUGAUUUACCCGCGGGAUCCACUUGUAUUACACUUUGCAGGGGACAAUGGGGUUGGCAAGACGCAUACUGCACGUCUUUUGUCUCUAGCCACAUCACCGCAUUGUGCCCCAUCCCGCCCAGCGUGCGACAUGGGUGAAAACAUGCUUGUCAUCUCCGGUACAGGUUUUGAUGGGAUGCCGAUAGAGGACGCACGGACUCGUAUCAUACAACGUGUGACAGCUCACCAGAAGGUGUAUCCGCACGGUAUUGUGUUACUUGAUGAUCUAGCGGCAAUGCACCCGAAACUUGUGGCUGCACUUGCGCCACUCCUUGGACGAGCAGAACGUUUUGAGGAACAACCAGAGGGUACGCCAUCCCUUGCGCAGUUAAUUGUUAUUGUGACCACUGACUUUGGGAAGCAGGGACGCACGUGGGGGAAAAGCAUGGCGGAAAUUGAGCAACUGGUUCGUGAUGAGUUUGCUGGUCUUUAUGGGACACUCCUCUCUGCCUUUACACGUACGAUGCUUUUUCUUCCCUUCUCUAGGCACGAUGCGGAGGAAAUGAUUAGAAUUGCCGUGGCCGCCCUGCCAUGUGGAACGUACUGGAACAAGGGGGCGGUUGUAACGAGCAGCAUUGAGGAUUUGGCGGUCACCUUCCUUGUGGAGCGUCACCGUGAAACAUGGGAGGGAAGAGAGAAUGGUCAUUCUUUACGACGCGCCGUGGAGGACAGUUUAGUCUCGCUGUUGUUACAGUACUUUGACCAGCAUGGGCACGACAAAUUCGUUUGGGCUCAUUUUCGCCUUGAUGAGCGGGCGGCGAAAAUUGUUCUAAGCACCGGUUGGAACUACGACCACAUGGAGACGAGUAGUGAAGAGUUUUUUGGCGUUGCUAUAGAGGCUGAAGGGACGGUUCUCUCUGGGGAAGAUAAAGAAGGAGGGGGAGAAGAUGUUGCCGAGAAGGGAAAACAUGCAUCCACAUUUAACGGGGAUUUGUGA
Messenger RNA from Trypanosoma cruzi, 1347 nucleotides. RefSeq lists its product as uncharacterized. Gene Ontology annotation, molecular function: ATP hydrolysis activity; ATP binding. The transcript has a single exon. The record is from RefSeq and is a predicted model, not a curated record. Lineage: Eukaryota; Euglenozoa; Kinetoplastea; Trypanosomatida; Trypanosomatidae. The coding region runs from base 1 to 1347 and encodes 448 amino acids.